UCCGCAUGGGAACCAUGGGAGGGGGGGAGCGAGCCACUGACCCAGGGGCCCUGCGGGCUGUACCACCGACCCUGCACCCGGGGGAACUCGUGGGGGACCGAAGGGCUGAACCACUGGGCCCGGAUGGGGCCCUUAGAGCAAACCGCUCUGCGGGAAACAAGGUUGGGAGGUGAAAAGGGUCAAGAUUACCGGCCACUGACCACCUCCCUGGGACUGGAGAAGGGCCUGAAACUGGGAGGCCAGGCUUCUCGGUCCUGUUUUUCCGAAGCUCCACUCUCCCUACCCAAGAGAACCUUGCCCCGUCGGAGCCUCAGUCUUUGCAUCCGCAAAAUGGGCACAUGGGUGCAGCUGGUUGGGCCGUGGGUGCCGGGGCGGAGGCCCAUCUGUUCCAGCCCCCGUCACCUCUCCUCGCAGAGUGAAAGCUCCAGACCCUGCAACCCCCUGUCUGGCGGCCGCCCGAGCCAAUGGAGGAGAACGAGGUGGAGAGCAGUAGCGACGCAGCCCCAGGGCCUGGGCGGCCCGAGGAACCUUCUGAGAGCGGCUUGGGUGUGGGCAGCUCGGAAGCCGUGUCUGCCGACAGCAGCGACGCCGCAGCCACCCCGGCGCCGGCGGAGGCUGAUGACUCCGGCGUGGGGCAAAGCUCGGACCGUGGCAGCAGCUCUCUGGAGGAGGUAUCUGAGAGCAGCUCGAGCACAGACACCCUGCCCCAGGGCUACCUCCCUGAUUCAUCAUCUGUGUCCCAUGGGCCAGUGGCAGGGAUGACAGGCGGCCCCCCAGCUCUGGUGCACUCCAGUGAACUCCCAGACCCCAACAUGCUGGUGUCUGACUGCACAGCUUCUUCCUCGGACCUGGGCUCGGCCAUUGACAAGAUCAUUGAGUCCACCAUCGGGCCGGACCUCAUCCAGAGCUGCAUCACCGUAACCAGUGCUGAGGAUGGUGGGGCCGGGACCACACGGUACCUGAUCCUGCAGGGACCAGAUGAUGGUAAGCCCCCAGGUGCCAGACCCAGGGAGCCCUGCAGUGGGCCAGGGAGUAGGAGAGGGAGUUUUUGCCACAAACUCACUGUGAUUCUGGCAAGUAUCCACCACUCUGGGCCUCAGUUUCCCCACUGUCUCUUUGCUGGGGAGUUGCGUUCUAGAAUCCCUGGGCCUGCCUGGGAGGGGCAGCAGGAGCUCUUGGCCAGCCUCCCCCACUUCCCUCGGAUUCCCUCACCGCUCCCAGGUGCCCCCAUGACAUCACCAAUGUCCAGUUCCACCCUGGCUCACAGCCUGGGAGCCAUUGAGGCCCUGGCCGAUGGCCCCACAUCCACAUCCAUGUGCCUGGAGCCGCCUGAGGAGGCACUGGGUGGGUCCAGCUCGCCAGCGCACCCACCCCCAGGCUCUGGGGCUGAGGAGCCAGACCUGCAGAGCCUGGAGGCCAUGAUGGAGGUGGUGGUGGUGCAGCAAUUCAAGUGCAAGAUGUGCCAGUACCGGAGCAGCACCAAGGCCACACUGUUGCGCCACAUGCGGGAGCGGCACUUCCGACCAGCAGCAGCAAGAGCAGCAGCUGGUAAGAAGGGACGUCUGAGAAAGUGGGGCGUCUCCACCAAGACCCAGGAGGAAGAGGGGCCAGAGGAGGAGGAAGAUGAUGACAUCGUAGAUGCAGGCGCCAUUGACGACCUGGAGGAGGACAGUGACUACAAUCCAGCUGAGGAUGAGCCUCGGGGUCGGCAGCUACGACCCCAGCGCCCGGCUCCCAGUACACUGAGACCCCGAAGGAGACCUGGCCGGCCUCGGAAGCUGCCUCGCCUGGAGGCCUCAGAUCUCCCAGAUGGUGUGGAAGGAGAGCCUCUAGUGAGUUCUCAGAGUGGACAGAGCCCUCCAGAGCCACAGGACCCCGAGGCGCCUAGUUCCUCGGGCCCAGGACACCUGGUUGCCCUGAGCAAGGCCAGUAGGGCCCCUGUGGAACCUGGUGUGAGCCAGUCCGAUGCAGAGAAUGCAGCACCCUCCUGCCAGGAUGAGCCUGAUGCCCCUCCCCGUCGCCGUGGGCGACCUUCUAGGCGCUUCCUAGGCAAGAAAUACCGCAAGUACUAUUACAAGUCACCCAAACCGCUUCUGAGGCCCUUCCUGUGCCGCAUCUGCGGCUCCCGCUUCCUGUCCCAUGAGGACCUGCGCUUCCAUGUCAACUCCCAUGAGGCCGGAGACCCCCAGCUCUUCAAGUGCCUGCAGUGCAGCUACCGCUCCCGCCGCUGGUCCUCACUCAAGGAGCACAUGUUCAACCAUGUGGGCAGUAAGCCCUACAAGUGUGAUGAAUGCAGCUACACCAGUGUCUACCGGAAGGAUGUCAUUCGGCACGCAGCUGUGCACAGCCGGGACCGGAAGAAAAGACCAGAUCCGACCCCGAAGCUGAGCUCCUUCCCCUGCCCUGUGUGUGGCCGUGUCUACCCCAUGCAGAAGAGACUCACACAGCACAUGAAGACACAUAGCACUGAGAAACCCCACAUGUGUGAUAAGUGUGGAAAGUCCUUUAAGAAGCGCUACACCUUCAAGAUGCACCUACUCACACACAUCCAGGCUGUCGCCAACCGCAGGUUCAAGUGCGAAUUCUGUGAGUUUGUUUGUGAGGACAAGAAGGCCCUGCUGAACCACCAGCUGUCCCAUGUCAGUGAUAAGCCAUUCAAAUGCAGCUUUUGCCCCUAUCGCACUUUCCGAGAGGACUUCCUGUUGUCCCAUGUGGCCGUCAAGCACACAGGGGCCAAGCCCUUUGCCUGUGAGUUCUGCCACUUCAGCACACGGCACAAGAAGAACCUGCGCCUGCAUGUGCGAUGCCGACAUGCAAGCAACUUCGAGGAAUGGGGGCGGCGCCACCCCGAGGAACCCCCUUCCCGCCGUCGCCCCUUCUUCUCUCUGCAGCAGAUUGAGGAGCUGAAGCAGCAGCAUAGUGCAGCCCCAGCCCUUGGACCACCCUCUAGCUCCCCCGGAGCUCCUGAGGUCCCCCCUGAGACAGCCCCUUUCCAGUCACCCGAGGCACCCCCACUGCUGUGUUCUGACACCCUGAGUGGUGCCACCAUCAUCUACCAGCAAGGAGCUGAGGAGUCAACUGCAAUGGCCACGCAGACAGCCUUGGAUCUGCUGCUGAAUAUGAGCGCUCAGCGGGAGCUGGGGGGCCCGGCCCUGCAGGUGGCCGUGGUGAAGUCAGAGGAUGUGGGGUCAGAGUUAGCAUCCACUGCUGGGCAGCCCUCCCCAGCAGGUGCUUCUCCACAAGUGGUGACCCUCCACGUGGCAGAGCCUGGGGGCAGUGUGACAGCUGAGAGCCAACUAGGCCCCCCUGACCUGCAGCAGAUCACCCUGGCACCCGGUCCAUUUGGUGGGACUGGCUACAGCGUCAUCACAGCCCCUCCUAUGGAGGAGGGGACAUCAGCUCCUGGCACACCUUACAGCGAGGAGCCCCCAGGGGAGGCAGCCCAGGCUGUGGUUGUGAGCGACGCCCUUAAAGAAGCUGGCACCCACUACAUCAUGGCAGCUGACGGGACCCAGUUGCACCACAUCGAGUUGACCGCAGAUGGCUCCAUCUCCUUCCCAAGUCCAGAUGCCCUGGCCUCUGGAGCCAAAUGGCCCGUGCUGCAGUGUGGAGGGCUGCCCAAAGAUGGCCCUGAAGCUGAGGCCCCUUCUCCAGCCAGGACCCACCAGGUGGGAGACCCCCAGGGCUCUGCCUCCCCACCUCCUGCAGCCAACAAAGCCCUGGGCCUGGCAGUGCCUCCCUCGCCACCAUCUGCAGCCACUGCGUCAUCAAAGAAGUUUUCCUGCAAGAUCUGUGCUGAGGCCUUCCCUGGCCGAGCUGAGAUGGAGAGCCACAAACGGGCCCACGCUGGGCCUAGUGCCUUCAAGUGCCCUGACUGUCCUUUCAGUGCCCGCCAGUGGCCUGAGGUCCGGGCCCACAUGGCACAGCACUCGAGCCUGCGGCCCCACCAGUGCAGCCAGUGCAGCUUUGCCUCCAAGAACAAGAAGGAUCUGCGGCGGCAUGUGCUGACCCACACCAAUGAGAAGCCUUUCGCAUGUCACCUCUGUGGACAGCGUUUCAACCGGAAUGGGCACCUCAAGUUCCACAUCCAACGGCUGCACAGUCCUGAUGGGAGAAAAGCAGGGACUCCUGCCGUCCAGGCCCCCACCCAGACCCCCACCCAGACCAUCAUCCUGAACAGUGAUGAUGACACACUGGCCACACUGCACACUGCACUCCAGUCCAGUCAUGGGGUCCUGGGCCCAGAGAGGCUACAGCAGGCACUGGGCCAGGAACACAUCAUUGUGGCCCAGGAGCAGACAGUGACCAAUCAGGAGGAGGCCGCCUACAUCCAAGAGAUCACCACAGCAGAUGGCCAGACAGUGCAGCACCUGGUGACUGCUGACAAUCAGGUACAGUACAUCAUCUCCCAGGAUGGAGUCCAACAUCUACUCCCCCAGGAAUAUGUUGUGGUCCCAGAGGGCCAUCAUAUCCAGGUACAGGAAGGCCAGAUAACACACAUCCAGUACGAACAAGGGGCCCCAUUCCUUCAGGAAUCCCAGAUCCAGUAUGUGCCUGUGUCCCCAGGCCAGCAGCUUGUCACACAGGCCCAGCUUGAGGCUGCAGCACACUCAGCUGUCACAGCGGUGGCUGAUGCUGCUAUGGCCCAAGCACAGGGCCUGUUUGGCACAGAGGAGGCAGUGCCUGAACACAUCCAACAGCUGCAACACCAGGGCAUCGAGUACGACGUCAUCACCCUGACCAAUGACUGAGACCCAAGGGGCCCACUGCAGACCAUGGAUAUCGAGGCCAGCCUUGCUGGGGGUGGGGGUCCUAGCAGUACUCACCUCCCUGCUCCACCUAGGUCUCCAGAUAUGGGCAGCCAGAAUCCUGCCACUUCAGGGAGGCCAGACCUGGGCUGCUGGGGUAGGGGACAGCCAUGGGCCCCAGCCAGGACAUGCUGGGUGCCCCAGCCUGCAGGCAGGCUUUGGGAGAGAAAUUUAUUUUUGUUUGAAUGGACCUACUGGCCCUUCAGUCUCAAUAAAGGGACCAGAGUCCAGCCCCAGCCAGCUCACUUUGUCUACCUGCUGCUACAGCCUGAACCAGGCAAAGACUUGGGAAGCAGAAGGAAGGAGGAACCAGUUACAGCUCACAGGGUGGGAGUGAGGUGGAGGCUGCCAAGCCCCACAGUAUGUUUUGCCCUGCUCUGUAAGUACGGUGGCCCAACAGCGGGCAGCUCUUGAGGGCAAAGGCUCAAUACUGGGAGGGAUGACUGAGGUGGUAAGACCCCGCCCCACCCAUCAGCACCUUCAGACCAUUUCCCCCUCGGGCCACAGGAGCAUAUCUGUUCCAUGUCUAGAUGUCCUGAGAGCAGCAUAGCCAGGUGCCUAUCUACACGGAAGCCAUACCCUGAGGCUCAGUGGCUUUGAGCUGCUCUCCCUGACCCUUGCCUGUAAAGCACACCUGAACCAUCAGGAGUCUAGCUUUCUACCAGGGUGCAGCUGUCAGUCGUGCUCCCAAGGUAUCAGCACAGACCUGGCUACGGGACUCUGCGGCUUGCAGUUAGAUGGUGGGCUCUUCAGACCUACUGGGCACAGGCAGAAGCCUCCAGGGACCCAAGGGUGGGGGUGA
This is a messenger RNA of Manis javanica (Malayan pangolin), 5610 nucleotides long. It is a transcript of the gene ZNF335, whose product is annotated as zinc finger protein 335. Gene Ontology annotation, cellular component: nucleus. Lineage: Eukaryota; Metazoa; Chordata; Mammalia; Pholidota; Manidae. Gene Ontology annotation, biological process: positive regulation of transcription by RNA polymerase II; positive regulation of neurogenesis; brain development. Gene Ontology annotation, molecular function: RNA polymerase II cis-regulatory region sequence-specific DNA binding. The record is from RefSeq and is a predicted model, not a curated record.